Aspergillus fumigatus Af293 is the source of this 690-nucleotide messenger RNA. Its product is annotated as putative transcription initiation factor subunit (TAF30). Gene Ontology annotation, biological process: regulation of transcription by RNA polymerase II; chromatin remodeling. The record is from RefSeq and is a predicted model, not a curated record. Gene Ontology annotation, molecular function: histone binding. NCBI's taxonomy places the organism in Eukaryota, Fungi, Ascomycota, Eurotiomycetes, Eurotiales, Aspergillaceae. Gene Ontology annotation, cellular component: NuA4 histone acetyltransferase complex; Swr1 complex.
AUGCUGACGCUUGCCCUUGCUUACUCUAGGAACAAGGACUCCGGUGUUGAAGGAUUCCCCCUGCGGUCGUGGUCGAUUGAGAUCUACCUUGUCAAUGAACACGGCGAACAGGUGCCGGCGAACGUCUUCGACAAAGUGACAUACACGUUGCAUCCCAGCUUCGGGGACCGUGCGCGCGUCAAACAAACAGCUUUCAAGAACCCCCCAUUCAGAAUCUCGGAGGAAGGAUGGGGUGAAUUCGACCUGCAGAUUGGUCUCACUGCCGCCGAUAAGGAACACUUCCUCACGCACGACCUGAAUUUCGCACAGCCGCGCUACGAGUCCAAACAUGUCAUUACGUUCAAGAACCCCAAGCCAGCGCUGUUGGCUUUACUGCGCGAGUCGGGACCAGUACCCGGUGACGAGAACGGAGUGAAAUCGAAACGUGCCGCAGGAGGCGAGGAGGGAUCGAAAAAGAAGAAGCGGACGGAGAAGAAUGUCGACAUGGACAAAUUGGCAGAUGGCCUCCAAAGACUUGGAGAAGACGACCUCCUCCAGGUCGUGCAGAUGAUUGAAGUUAUCUUUGAGAAACAAUUGCUAAUCGGUAUUCACUGGCUUGCAGAAGGCGAAUUCCACGUCGACCUUUAUACCCUUCCGGACAACCUGAUCAAGAUGCUGUGGGAUUUUACACAAGAGAAGGGGGCUUUGUAG